AUGGAUGAAAACAUUCCUCGUAUCAUACAAUACAACAAUAACCAGAUUGACUCAGGUCUAAGACGUCAUGAUAAGAUCAUAGAUAAGUCACGGAUAUAGCACAUAAGGAACACUUAUAGGUGUGUAAAGGAGAUACAAAAAAGGAAACGUCACUACAAUGACUGUUUUAAUUAAUCUGUGUUUUGUGAUAAGCGUGAUCUAUGGAGCAUCAGCCACAAUAAGUUUUGAAGAGUUAUGCCGUGAGAUAAUACUACUAGACUGUAGUCAGCUUACAGUCGACACAGACGAAACAGUGUGUGACUCUAAUGGAAACUCGUAUAUAAAUUUCUGUGCUUUUGAUCAGGCCAGAUGUAAAGACAAAAGAAUAGAAAUAGAUGCUAAGUUUGGAUGUGUUACGACAACGAACAAAAUGGCAUCUACAACAUAUGCUGCCAUGACAACCAAACCAGCAACCCUAAUGAAAACGACACCUAUGCCUGCAACAACGCCUAUCCCUACUACAACGACGACCAAACCUACAACUACGCCCAAGCCAACACGGGACCAGCUUGGACAAUUGUUCUGUGAUAACAAAGGCAUAGUAACAUGUAGCUAUGAUCCAGUUAAAGUUUGUGCCUCUAAUGGAGUUACACACCAAAAUAAUUGUGAGUUUCAAAAGGCACAAUGUGACAACAUCUGGUUAACAAUAGUAAAGACGGGUCAAUGUUGAAAAAAGCUUGAAAAAAGAAUGUGACGGAAGAAAAACUAAUACAGUAUCGUUCAAUAAAAUUGAUCUGAUCA
Messenger RNA from Mytilus trossulus (common blue mussel), 780 nucleotides. RefSeq lists its product as uncharacterized. The record is from RefSeq and is a predicted model, not a curated record. Gene Ontology annotation, molecular function: protein binding. Bases 158 to 709 code for a protein of 183 amino acids. The transcript has 4 exons. Lineage: Eukaryota; Metazoa; Mollusca; Bivalvia; Mytilida; Mytilidae.